GACAGACAUGGCUUUGGACCUGCGAGGGAUAUUCCAAGAGAAUAGCACCUAUAACUAUGAUGAGGACUAUGUUUAUAAAGAAGACUGCUCCUCUGAAGAUGGCGUUGGGGUACGUUUUGGCGCGGUGUUCCUCCCGAUGCUCUACUCCCUGAUGCUAGUCCUGGGGCUGCUGGGUAACGGGCUGGUCCUUGUGAUUCUGGUCCAGAAGAGGCGGAGCUGGAGCGUGACAGACACCUUCAUCCUGCACCUGGGUGUGGCCGACACCCUGCUGCUGCUCACGUUGCCCCUCUUGGCUGCUCAGGCUGCUGGGGGAUGGCGCUUUGGGACACCCCUCUGCAAGAUCACUGGAGCCAUGUUCACAGUAAGGACUGGGGGGGACGGGACUGGUCAAGCAAGUGUAUAUACCUGUAUGAACACAUAAACUGGGGGGUUGGGGAUGGGGAGAGGGAGAGGGGGUAAUGGACUAGUGUGGAGUAGUGUGGUAUAUGAUGGGGGUUCUAGUGCUGUGAAAUCCGAGGGCUAGGUAGUGUGGGAUAGGAAGGGGAGGAAGGGUUUUUAGAUCCUAAUAUUCUACUAAGUCAUCGGAUACACUUUCAAUACAUCAUUCAAUCCAGAUCACAGUUAAUGUACUCUUAAUGGGCUCUUCCUCUGAGUCCAUUAAUAAACUCUCAACAUUUCUGGGAAAAGAGGAAGUGCAGAGGAGGAACACAGCUGUGUCAUCUUAAAUGGUCUAGCAGCCAGAGCUUUCUCGGAGAUAUUCUCUCUCAUCUCAAAGAAGAGGGAGAGAGAGAACGGAAGAGAAGAGAGAGAGAGAGAGAGGCUCUCUAGAGAGAUAAGAUUCCUUAGAGCUCUCUCUAUAAUCUCGUCUCGUCGUCUCUCUCUCUCUCUCUCUCUCUCUCUCUCUCUCUCUCUCUCUCUCUCUCUCUCUCUCUCUCUCUCCUCAGAUCAACUUUUACUGUGGUAUCUUCCUGCUGGCCUGCAUCAGUCUGGACCGGUACCUGUCCGUGGUCCACGCGGUCCAGAUGUACUCUCGCAGGAAGCCCUGGAUGGUGCAGGCCAGCUGCCUGUCCGUGUGGCUCCUCUCCCUCCUCCUUUCCAUCCCCGACUGGCACUUCCUGGAGUCUGUGAGGGACACCGGACGAGACAAAGUGGAGUGUGUCCACAACUACCCGUCCCUCUCCCAGUCUGGCUUUGACUGGCGCCUGGCCUCCCGCCUGCUCUACCACACGGUGGGCUUCCUCCUCCCCUCUGCCGUGCUACUCUUCUGCAACUCCUGCAUCCUGCUGCGGCUGCAGCGCGGCUCCCAGGGCCUCCAGAAGCAGAGGGCCGUCCGGGUCAUCCUGGCCCUGGUGCUGGUCUUCUUCCUCUGUUGGACGCCCUACAACAUCACCCUCAUGGUGGACACCUUUCAGGGGAGGCCUGGGGAGUCUGAUUCUGAGUCAUGUGAAAACGGGAGGAAAGCUCUGGAGAACAUUCUGGUGGUCACGUUCGCUCUAGCCUGCCUGCACGCUUGCCUCAACCCAGUGCUCCAUCUCGGCCUUUGUAGAAACUUCCGGCGACGCGUGCUGGAUAUGGUGAGGUGUGUUGAGAGGGUGCAGGACGAUCCGAAUCUCUCACUGUGGGACUCAGGUGUGGUUGAAGACUCACCUGACCAAGCAGAAGAGAAGGGGACAUUGAACCCAAUGACCCCCAUGGGACAGGUACAGUCCACCCAGAGCUGAUGGGUAGGAAGAGGAUCCUAAUGACUAAUACAGUAUGUCAUCCUGCCUUGAGGGGAAGUUGAUGUAUGGGUCAUGGGUUUGGGUCUGGGGAUUGGUGGAUGACCGUAACCUGUGUCAUGAGAGAAAGACAAGCGUAGUAGAAAGCCCCUUAUGAGGACUGCUUUCUUUGAAUUGCACUUUAAUGGAAAGCACUCAGGCUAAAUGUAUAUUUCUAUAUUUUUAUAAAGUCAGCUGGUUGUCUGAUCGUCACGUUUUGUUUUACCUAUCGAUGUCGUCAGGCUCUGUAGAAUCUGUUGGAAUGAAUCAUGCAUUAAUUAUUCAAACCUACAUCUAUUGUAUUACUAUUUGUACAGAGCACUUCACUGAAUGUAAUGGAUUUAAGAGGAAACCUGGUUCUCAGCAGACACAUACAUCAUACAUUUAGAUUAUUACACUCCCCUACAUAUUUAUUUG
Molecule: messenger RNA, 2174 nt
Organism: Coregonus sp. 'balchen'
Lineage: Eukaryota; Metazoa; Chordata; Actinopteri; Salmoniformes; Salmonidae
Source: the annotation of a GenBank genome assembly